Labeo rohita (rohu) is the source of this 4756-nucleotide messenger RNA. RefSeq names its product gastrula zinc finger protein XlCGF26.1. Bases 118 to 2076 code for a protein of 652 amino acids. The transcript is spliced from 3 exons. NCBI's taxonomy places the organism in Eukaryota, Metazoa, Chordata, Actinopteri, Cypriniformes, Cyprinidae. The record is from RefSeq and is a predicted model, not a curated record.
UCUCGCGUCAGUUUUCAUUCGGCUGUAAAAAGCAAUGUCAUCUUAAACGUGACAGUUUCCAGACAUGCAGAAAAACCGGUGAAGCAACUGGGAUCCAUGUGAUAUGCUAUUAUAAAGAUGGCGUUUAUUAAAGAGGAGAGUGACGACAUGAGGAUUGAAGAGGACUUUAGAGUAAAACAAGAAGACGCUGAGGAUCAGACAGAUCUGAUCAUACUGAAAGAAGAAGGCCCUGAGAUGAAUGAAAUAGAAAAAAAAGAUCAGUAUGAGAAGCAUCACGAUAUCACGAUUGGAGAAAAAUCCACACAGACUGGAAAGACUUCCUCACGAAAAAGAGCUCAAAAGACAGAAUCUAACAGUUAUUUUACCUGCCCUCAGUGUGAAAAGAGUUUCAAUCAAAAACAAAACCUUGAAGUCCACAUGAGAGUUCACACUGGAGAGAAACCUUUCAGCUGCCAACAAUGUGGAAAGUGUUUCACUCAAAAAGGAAACCUUAAGAGUCACUUGAGAAUUCACACUGGUGAGAAGCCUUACACCUGCAAACUGUGUGGAAAGAGCUUCACAGCAGAACCAAACCUUAAGUAUCACAUGAACAUUCACAAUGGAGUGAAGCCGUUCACUUGUGAUCAGUGUGGAAAGAGUUUUACACGUAAAGUAACCCUUAAUUACCACAUGAGAAGUCACUCAGGAGAGAAUGGCUUAAUAUGUCUUGAUUGUGGAAAGAAUUUCAGUCAUAAAGUAAGCCUCAAGACUCACAUGAGACUUCACACUGGAGAGAAGCCUUACAAAUGCCCUCAGUGUGGGAUGAGUUUCACAUAUAAAGCAUCCCUCGAUUCCCAUGUGGGGAAUCACAGUGGAGAGAGUCCUUAUGCCUGCAAAGUGUGUGGAAAGAGAUUCUCGCUAAAAGGAAAUCUUAAGACUCACAUGAGAAUUCACACUGGAGAGAAGCCGUUCAUAUGUGUUCAGUGUGGAAAAUGUUUCACACGUAAAGUAACCCUUAAUUGCCACAUGAGGAUUCACUCAAGACAGGAUUGUUAUAUAUGUCAUGAAUGUGGAAAGAGUUUCCCAGACAUGAAGCAACUGAACAGUCAUGUAAUAAUUCACUCCGGAGAGAAGCCUUUUAAAUGCCAGCAGUGUGGAAAGGGAUUCCAAUUCAAUAAAAACCUUAAGACUCACAUGACAAUUCACACCAGAGAAAAGCCUUUCAGAUGCCAUCACUGUGGAAAGAGUUUCAGUUAUAAAGUAAGCCUUAAGACUCACAUGAGACUUCACACUGGAGAGAAGCCUUAUACAUGCCCUCAGUGCGGAAAGAGUUUUACAUACACAGCAACGCUUAAUGCCCACAUAAGAAGUCACACUGGAGAGAGGCCGUUCAUAUGUGGUCAGUGUGGAAAGAGUUUCACACGUAAAGGAAACCUUAAUUACCACUUGAGGAUUCACUCAAGAGAGAACUCUUUUAAAUGUUGUCAGUGUGGAAUGAGUUUUACAGACAGGAAUCACCUUAAGAUUCAUGUAAUUACUCACAUCGGAGAGAAGCCUUUCAUGUGCAAUCACUGUGGAAAGAACUGCACAAACAAAGCGAAUCUUGAAGUUCACAUAAGAGUUCACACUGGAGAGAGGCCUUUCAGCUGCCCUCAGUGUGGGAAGAGUUUUACCCUUAAAGGAAAUCUUAAGACUCACAUAAGAGUUCACACAGGAGAGAAGCCUUUCACGUGUCUUCAGUGUGAGGAGAGUUUUACAUAUCAAAGAGACCUGAAACGCCAUUUGCAAACUCAUUCCGAAAAGAAAUUACAGUGUUCCGAAUGUGGAAAGGGAUUUAGAAAAGAUAGCAAUUUCAAAAAUCACCUGCACAUUCACUCUGGAAGAAGGCGAUUUCAUUGUGAUCAGUGUAAUAAAAAAUUUCUUUCGCCGUUGCACUUACAGAUACACCUGAAAAGUCAUGCGGAUGUGAGACGCCAUUUGUGUUCUUUGUGUGGAAAGAAGUUUAAAUGGCUCAGCAAUUUAAGAUGGCACCAGAAAAUACAGAUCUGUGUGAAACUGUCUAUGUUCACACCUCAGCUGAAUGUGGGCCAAAUCUGAUUGUCCAGCUUCAUGACCAUUUGCAUCCUUUAUCUCUGUAUUCUUUGUCUUGGGGCUUUUUUCUUUUCUUUUCUGAUAUACAUAGGAACUUUUGCGGCCACACAUCAAUAUUUCUUUUGCUAUAUAAAAUAUUGAGUCGUUGUAGUAGACACCAUCUAAUUUUGAUUCUAUAGAGGCGUCGCUACAUUCCAUAUACUGAUACACUAUAUUGCCAAAAGUAUUUACUCACCUGCCUUGACUCGCAUAUGAACUUAAGUGACAUCCCAUUCCUAAUCCAUAGGGUUCAAUAUGACGUCGGUCCACCCUUUGCAGCUAUAACAGCUUCAACUCUUCUGGGAAGGCUGUCCACAAGAUUUAGGAGUGUGUUUAUGGGAAUUUUUGACCAUUCUUCCAGAAGCGCAUUUGUGAGGUCACACACUGAUGUUGGAUGAGAAGGCCUGGCUCUCAGUCUCCGCUCUAAUUCAUCCCAAAGGUGUUCUAUCAGGCUGAGGUCAGGACUCUGUGCAGGCCAGUCAAGUUCAUCCACACCAGACUCUGUCAUCCAUGUCUUUAUGGACCUUGCUUUGGAAGAGGAAUGUUGGAAGAGGAAGGGGCCAGCUCCAAACUGUUUCCACAAAGUUGGGAGCAUGGAAUUGUCCAAAAUGUCUUGGUAUGCUGAAGCAUUCAGAGUUCCUUUCACUGGAACUAAGGGGCCAAGCCCAGCUCAUGAAAAACAACCCCACACCAUAAUCCCCCCUCCACCAAACUUUACACUUGGCACAAUGCAGUCAGACAAGUACCGUUCUCCUGGCAACUGCCAAAUCCAGACUCGUUCAUCAGAUUGCUAGAUGGAGAAGCGCGAUUCGUCACUCCAGAGAACACGUCUCCACUGCUCUACAGUCCAGUGGCAGCGUUCUUUACACCACUGCAUCCAACGCUUAGCAUUGCACUUUGUGAUGUAUGGCUUGGAUGCAGCUGCUCGGCCAUUGAAUCCCAUUCCAUGAAGCUCUCUGCACACUGUUCUUGAGCUAAUCUGAAGGCCACAUGAAGUUUGUAGGUCUGUUGCGAUUGACUCUGCAGAAAGUUGGCGACCUCUUCGUACUAUGCGCCUCAGCAUCAGCUGACCCCGCUCCGUCAGUUUACGUGGCCUACCACUUCGUGGCUGAGUUGCUGUCGUUCCCAAACGCUUCCAUGUUCUUAUAAUACAGCUGACAUUUGACUGUGGAAUAUUUAGGAGCAAGGAAAUUUCAUGACUGGACUUGUUGCACAGGUGGCAUCCUAUCACAGUUCCACGCUGGAAUUCACGGAGUUCCUGAAAGCAACCCAUUCUUUCGCAAAUGUUUGUAAAAAGAGUCUGCAUGCCUAGGUGCUUGAUUUUAUACGCCUGUGGCCAUGGAAGUGAUUGGAACACCUGAUUCCGAUUAUUUGGAUGGGUGAGCGAAUACAUUUGGCAAUAUAGUCUAUCUCUGAAUCAUAAUAUUAGUUAAACUUCUGUCUUGCUGAGAAUUACUACAAUACACAGUUUUAGAAAGACUGUAAAUAAAAGGACAUAAACUUAACGAAAUAAUGAACAUUGAACUUCCUAUUCAUCAUUAGUGAGAGAAUGCACAGUAAAGAUCAGGGUUGCCAGGUUUUCAUAACAAAACCCGCUCAAUUGCUACUCAAACCUAGCCCAAAACUAGCCCAAUCACAUUUCGAGGAGGUCCACCGUUAAAAAUUGUGUUCCAGGGAAUAAAAUACAGGGUUUUUUUGUCGAUGUUCCCCUGGUAAAUUUGUAUUUCAGGGGCCAAAUAUGACAUUAUUGGGGUCUCUUCAACCUGCGGACAUCAAAAACAACCUGCUGCAACAGUGUUAAUGUAGCCCAAUUUCGCAAGAAAACCGCAGACUUGGCAACACUGUUAAAGAUGGAUGUAAGGUGUCAUCUAGUGACAUCUGGAAGCUAUGUUUUGUAAUAGCAGUCCGACUUCUGAUAUUUUUUUUUUUUUUUAGCUUAUUAGUCUAGUUAAUGUAAUUUGUGCAAUGCACACUGUUAGCACAGCAUUACAACUAAUGCAGUGAAGGUCAAAGUAAACAUCCGUUUUGAUUCAAAUUACUUUUAAAGUAUACUCCAAUUGAUGCCGUGUGUAAACACAGGUGCACUAGAAUGUUGUUCAAAGUAGAAUUGUGAGUGUCUUUCAACCCCCCAACAAGCACUUAUCAAUGUAAGCAUCUGUUGCAUCUCCUGUAGUUUGUUGUUGUUGUUUUGUCAGCUUGUUUUCUUUUCCGAAUGUAAAACUUGUCCACUUUGUGGACAAACUAGUUUACAAGGGCAAAACAAUUCAAGACGCAUGCGCAUGAGCUGAGUGUACAGAGUAUGCAAUGUUAGAAAAAUAUGGUUUUGCAUGUAGGUAUGUACAUACUAUGCUGAUGAUGAUAUUCAAGUUUCUUAAAGAAACAGUUCACCAAAAAAAUCUAAAUUUGCUGUUAAUCAGUGGGUGUCUUCUGUCUGAGAGUCAAAAAAAGUAACACAAAAUAAAUAUUUAUGAAGUGAAUGUGAAGUGACGUGAAACGACUUUUGAACUAAUUACUUGUAAUCCAGAGCAUCAGAUAAGCCAGACCUGGGCAAACUUGGUCCUGGAGGGCCGGUGUCCCUGCAGAGUUUAGCUCCAACCCUGAUAAAACUCACCUGUUUGUAGCUUUCUAGUAAACCUGAAGACACUUG